Salarias fasciatus (jewelled blenny) is the source of this 2610-nucleotide messenger RNA. Its product is annotated as isthmin-2-like. NCBI's taxonomy places the organism in Eukaryota, Metazoa, Chordata, Actinopteri, Blenniiformes, Blenniidae. The transcript is spliced from 6 exons. The record is from RefSeq and is a predicted model, not a curated record. Bases 405 to 1799 code for a protein of 464 amino acids.
CUCAGGCUGAGCUGCGAGCAGAGGAGGACCUCUGAUCCGGGAGGACCCCCCAAACCCAGCGACCCUCCCCUGAACCUCUGGAGCGAACAGAGCGGAUCUGUUUGCUCUGCGCUCCUCCGCACCAAACACCCCGAAUCUCUGACCCCCGCACGUGCAAUGAAACGAGCGCAUCCACAGGGCUGCCGGGAGGGAGUGGAUGUCCUGGAAUAGGAUUAUUUAGAGGGAGCCGCGAGUGGACGGAGCGCGGUGGAAGCUGGAGGAGCGCAGGGACUUUUACGCACGGCCGUGCCGCUUUGUGUUCGCGCCCCCUGAUCGGCUGCUAUGGUCCGGACUGUCCGCGUCCGGACAGGCUGAAGCAUCUCGUCUCUGCCGGGGGGAUUUAUCGGAGCGGGAUCCUCGGGAAUAUGCAUCAGAGAGGAGUGUGGCAUCUGUGGUGGCUGCUCCUCGCCGCGGUGCCGCUGUCAGUCAGCGGGUUUCCCGCAAACUCCGAGGAGAGCGAGGGCAGAGCGGCUACAGCGUCCAUUUCCGAGUUCAUACCAGAAAACGCCAAUGGGGACGAUCGUCCGGAUCUUCAAGAACUCCAGCGAGAGAACUUGGUGCCGACUCUUCCCUCGGGUCUGUCUUCUCCCAGGUCGGGACACAGCUGGUCCCGGCACCGCUCCCAGGGUCUGCUCCCUGCUCCCGAGCCUGAAGCCGACCCCGACACCUUCAUCCUGGAUCUGAGGAACUUCCCAGAGCUCGCCAACGCGGACAUCGGCUCGCAGAACCCAAACAUUCAGGUAACCAUCGAGGUGGUGGAAGACACGCCGACUGAGACAGAGGUGGAGAUGGACCUGGCCAUGGAGGGUCAGCGCAACGACUGGUCGGUGUCGUCCUCCGAGUGGGUCCACAGCCACAAGAAGCUGUUCUGGCCGCUGUUCUGGGAGUACCCAGAGCAGAUGGGGAACGGGCUGGGGGCUGACAGCUUGGAGGAACAGCCUGAGGACUACCACUACGACCCGGAGGACCCGGUCCUGAGCGGAGUCGGGGGAGACUGGGGGCGACGCUGGAAUCAAGAGUGGGACAACAAGGAGCAUUUUGAACAUGAGGAGUGGAGCGACUGGGCUCCCUGCAGUAUAACCUGUGGGCCUGGCACUCAGAAACGGACCCGGUCUUGCGGCUACGCCUGUACUGCAACCGAGUCGCGUGCAUGUGAUCUGGAGAGCUGCGCCGACUCAGGUUCUGCAGUGACGGAGCAAACGUCUCUCCAGGCGAGCGCGACCACCGAAUCUCUGCAUUCGAAUGUGGACAGCUGUGAAAAGUGGCUGAGCUGUAAAAACGACUUCCUGCAGAAGUACCUGCACCAGGUCCUGACCGAGCUGCCGGGCUGCCCCUGCUCCUACCCCUCCGAGGUCGUCUACAGCGCCGUCAACAUCCAGGACGCCAAGCUUCGCAGGACCUUCCGCUGGAAGGACGCCAGCGGACCCAAAGAGCGCCUGGACAUCUACAAACCCUCGGCCAGAUUCUGCAUCCGGUCCAUGCUUUCGUACGACAGCACGACGUUAGCGGCGCAGCACUGUUGCUACGACGACCAGCUGAGACUGAUAACUCGAGGAAAAGGAGCGGGAGCCCCCAAUCUGAUCAGUACGGAGUUUUCCCCAGAGCUGCAUUACAAGGUGGACGUCCUGCCGUGGAUCCUGUGCAAAGGGGACUGGAGCCGGUUCCACUCCAUACGGCCGCCCAAUAACGGGUUGGACUGCAGCGAAAACCCGUCUGAACACGUGUUCCAGACGGAGCUCCAGGAGGCCAGAGAGUACUGACAGCUUCUUCUUCAUCCCCCUCUCCAGCGCUGUCGGUUCCCACCUCUUCCUGAUCCGUCUCCCGGACAGCUGUAUCCUCUCUGGCCUCUGAGAGCUCUCCCUCCUCCAUGCCUUCAUCUAAGUACCAGUGAACAAAGGCUUUUUAGGGUACAUGAGAGCGAAUUUGUGGUUGAGUCAAGCCCAGGCCUCAGUGGUGCCAUCGCUGCCAUCAGCGCACAGCCAGGUGUCCUCCGGGAGCCACGCAGAGAGGCUGGUAGGAGGACACCAGUGUCCAGGUUCCUGCGGCAGAUGUUAUAGAUGGCUUCAUUAUCUCUAAGGAAGGCACGAGGGUGGUGUGGGUGGAGUUGUAGCGCUGCAGCACUGCAGUGGACACCUGAGGAGCCGGGUAAACAGCAAAUCCAAACUUGGGUUUCUUACCAUAGUCAACCGAGAGACGCUCCAUCAGCAGAGAGGUGAAGCCAGAACAGGCUCCUCCUCCAAAGGAGUGGACGACGAGGAAACCCUGCAGUCCUGUGCACGGUCCUAUCCCAGCUGCUGUGGGACAGAAUAUUGAUGGAUGAUCAAUGUGAUUGGGGGAGAUUUUUUUAUACUUACAUGGACAGCUGGAGGCGGCUCUCAGUGAUAAUAAAGACAAAUGCUCUAUACUCAGCUGAUCCCUGUUUGUUGCUGCUACUCUGUCUGAAUGUCCUGGUGUGUGUGUGUGUGUGUGUGUGUGUGCGUGUGUACAAAAUAAGCAUAUUUAUUGGCCUAUGAACUUUUUCAUUUCAUGUUUACUAAGCUGCUAAAUGAUGAAUAAAGUCAGACCUUUGAA